AUGAGAACGUACGUUAGUUACAAAUGGAUUGAUGAUCCCAUAGAAGGGCUUAGAGCACCAUGGAGGAAGAACUACUAUUUUAAUGUUAAUCUGUCAGCCGACGCUCUCAUUGAUCAUGCUUCGAGAAGGUGGAAUUAUGGUGCUCUGAAUGAUAACUUUGUUCCAGGAGACGUGGAGAUAAUCAAUCGGAAUCAACCGGUGGUUUCUCGAGAAGAUUUCUUCGUCUGGAAAUACAACAAAAGUGGCCUAAUCUCGGUUAAAUCUGCUUACUGGUUAGCCUCUUCGUUGAAAACAAGUAAUAGGCUGAGAGAUGUGAUCUGUUUGCCUUCAAUUAAUCCUAUCAAGGAGAAAGUUUGGGCGUUGCAUACAUCUCCAAAACUUAAGGUUUUCUUAUGGAAGAUGCUAAGUGAGGCUUUACCUGUUGCAGAAUUGAUUAAGGCUAGAGGAUUAAAAGUGGACGAUCUAUGUCAGAUUUGUGGUUUCGUGGAGGAAUCCAUCAAUCAUCUGAUGUUUGAUUGCACGUAUGCAAGGCAAAUAUGGGCACUUUCUGGGAUUCCGAACCCUGAAAAUGGGUUUCAUCAGUCUUCAAUCUAUGUCAACUUUAAUUAUUUAUUAGAAUUGAAGAAACUGAGAUGGGGCUUCACUGAUCUGCGAAGUCUAUGGCCUUGGAUCAUGUGGACUAUUUGGAAGACAAGAAAUGCUUUGCUGUUUGAAGGUACAAGAUUUAGUCCACUGGAAGUUUUUAACAAAGCGAAACAGGAUGAAGAGGAAUGGAGUUUGGCCCAAGUGGUGGAUAAAGAUUUUCAACAGGCAGGGAUUGAGAUAAGAGUCAAAAAUAAGAAGAAAUGGGUUUCUCCCCCUGGGGAGUGGCUGAUGUGCAAUUUUGCAUUUGACUGGUGUAAAGUUAGAAGCUUAAUGGGUGCUGCCUGGGUUUUAAGGAAUGGUCGAGGUGUUGUGGUCUGCCAUGGUAGAAGGGCCUUCUCUGCUAUCACUUCCAAAGAUCAGGCGAAGUUACAAGUAGUAUUAUGGACAGUUGAGAGUAUGCGAAGUAUGAGAUUCGAUAAAGUUGUGUUUGCAGGAGAAAUGGAAGAUUUAUUUGGAGCAGUUAACCGUCCUCAAGCUUGGCCUUCUUUCUUAUUCCAAGUGGGAGAAAUUGAAUCGGAAGCUAGAGGUAUUGAAGAUGUACGGUGGCAGGUGAUUACUAAAGACCAAAAUGGAGGGGCAACUUUCAUAGCUCAAAGCGUUACCAACCAGAAUAGGAUGCAAUCUUAUGUGGCCAGGAGUCAUCCAAUCUGGCUUUCUGGUUUUUUUGCUAGUGAAAGAUGUGGUCUCUGA
This is a messenger RNA of Brassica napus (rape), 1335 nucleotides long. RefSeq lists its product as uncharacterized. The transcript has a single exon. The coding region runs from base 1 to 1335 and encodes 444 amino acids. Lineage: Eukaryota; Viridiplantae; Streptophyta; Magnoliopsida; Brassicales; Brassicaceae. The record is from RefSeq and is a predicted model, not a curated record. Gene Ontology annotation, molecular function: nucleic acid binding; RNA-DNA hybrid ribonuclease activity.